Molecule: messenger RNA, 2572 nt
Organism: Nematolebias whitei (Rio pearlfish)
Lineage: Eukaryota; Metazoa; Chordata; Actinopteri; Cyprinodontiformes; Rivulidae
Gene: inpp5jb
Product: inositol polyphosphate-5-phosphatase Jb
Exons: 13
Coding region: 515-2572 (685 amino acids)
Biological process (GO): phosphatidylinositol dephosphorylation; negative regulation of peptidyl-serine phosphorylation
Cellular component (GO): plasma membrane; cytoplasm; ruffle
Molecular function (GO): phosphatidylinositol-4,5-bisphosphate 5-phosphatase activity; phosphatidylinositol-3,4,5-trisphosphate 5-phosphatase activity
Source: RefSeq, a predicted model, not a curated record
GUGCGCGAGCCGUUAUAGUUGCAGGAGGGGGUUGUUCGCGCGCUCGAAGACAUAACGUUUGUGUGGGCACGGUGAGUCCUGUCUACCUGCCGUAGUUCUGUGAGCGGUAAUCAUCAACCCAGCAGCGCGAGCGGGGGCUGCUCGUUCACGGAAGCGCCCCGCUCCCUCCCGCCUCUUCUCGGACGUCUUGUGUUAUUUUGAAGGGCAUGUCAGGGCAGACAGUGUGUUCAGCACCGCCAAGAGACAGCGGCGAGUGUUUCUGAGAGUCCGCCUCUCACAAACCUCUCAUCCGCAUCGCUCCAAACCCGUCCGCACCUCCUCACCAAAUACAUCCGCUGAAGAAGAGAGAGGGAAGGAAGGAGGGAAGCAAGGCGAUGGUUCCCUGGAGGCGGCAGGAAAUUAAAGUUCACUCAGUUUUCGUGUAACAGAGAGUGAAUCUUGUACAUUUUCCAGGAACACAGCGACCUGUGCACGAUCCCGUCUCUUCCCUUUCGUCAGAAGAACCACAACAGAAAUGGACCAAGAUAAUCCAAACCAAAGCAAGAUACGAGAGGAAAACCCAAACAAUGAGGCAGAAGCUUCAACAACUGUUCCAGCGUCCGACCCAAUGACUCCUGCCCAAGAUCCACCAGCAUGCCAGCCUCCAGGCCCCCCCAGGCCUCGGCGGCCACAGAGAAGCGCCAGAGUUGAGGGUUCUGUAGAUAUCUCAGAACUCAAAGCUGAACCCACUCCAUUAACUAGCCAGAGUGAUACCACCGACGGCGCUGUAGCAAGCCGCCCCAAGCCCUCUCGCCCCGCAUCCCUCAAACCUGCAGAGCACGCCAGGCCAAGUGGUAAAGUUAGCCCCAAGGUUCCAGGCCACCACCCGCCACACCCUGUGAGGGCCGCCUCGGUGCCCCAACCCCUUUCCAGCAGGCCUCUUCCCCCUCACCUAAACCCACACGCACAGAGAGCCCUCUCUGUAGCGGGCACUGCCGACACCGAACCUCAGACGGUGGAAGACUUCAGGGUGCACAUUAUCACCUGGAACGUGGGCUCAGCCACGCCGCCUGAUGACAUCACGUCUCUGCUGGGACUGAAUGUGGGAGAUGGAAACACCGACAUGUACAUUAUCGGGCUGCAGGAGGUCAACUCUAUGAUCAACAAAAGACUGAAAGAUGUCCUCUUCACAGACCAGUGGAGCGAGGUCUGCAUGGACAGAUUAAGCCCCUUUGGUUAUGUGCUGGUGACAUCAGAGAGAAUGCAGGGUUUGUUACUGCUCAUCUUUGCCAAAUACUUCCAUCUGCCUUUCCUCCGUGGAGUCCAGACUGAGACCACCCGCACAGGCCUGGGGGGUUACUGGGGGAAUAAAGGUGGCGUUAGCGCCCGCAUGUCGGUGUUCGGUCACAGCAUCUGCUUCCUCAACUGCCACCUGCCGGCUCACAUGGAAAACUCCGAUCAGCGCAUGGAGGACUUUGAGAGCAUCCUGCAGCAGCAGCAGUUUGAGGGCCAGGCAGCUAUCGGGGUUCAGGAUCACGACCUAGUGUUCUGGUUUGGGGAUCUCAAUUUUCGCAUUGAUGACCUGGAUAUGCAAGUUGUGAAAUCAGCCAUUGAUAACAACAAGUUAUCAGUUUUGUUGGAGAAAGAUCAGUUGAACAUGGCUAAAGACAGUGAGACUGUGUUGGAGGGAUUUCAAGAGGGACCAUUAAAAUUCCCUCCUACCUACAAGUUUGACGUUGGAACAGAUACAUACGAUACAAGUGGGAAGAAACGGAAACCAGCUUGGACUGACCGGAUCCUCUGGCGCCAGAGAGCCACUGCACCCGCUGCUCAGGACGUGGGGAAGCGUGGUUCUGUUUCAGGGCUCACCAGUGGCAUCAAAGUGACCCAGCACAACUACCGGAGUCACAUGGAGUUCACCGUCAGUGACCACAAACCGGUCUCCUCCAUCUUCACCCUGCAGUUCCCAUACAGGGUGAACAUCCCACUGGUCACUCUUGUGGUGGAGGAUGAGUGGAACAGUAUUGAAGAUGCAAAAACCGUGUUCAAACUGACGCCCAACUAUUCUCGCAGCUCCUGGGACUGGAUUGGAUUGUACAAGGUGGGUUUCAAGCACUACAAGGAUUAUGUGGGCUAUGUGUGGGCCAAGCAGGAGGAGAAUGACUUUUAUCGACAGGAACAUCAGGUAACCUUUACAGAGGAGGAAUUACCCAAAUGCUCAGGAGACUUUAUCUUGGGUUACUAUAGCAACAACAUGAGCUCCAUUGUGGGUGUUACAGAGCCAUUUCAGAUUCAGCUUCCCACUUUAGAGCGCACUAGCAGUUCUUCAGACAGCUCUGACUUCAGUUCAGAAGAUGACAGCACUGUCGUAAUGAAGAUGGGCUCCCGCAGUCCCAGUCCUCGAAAGGGCAAGCAUGGCCGCCGUCGGAGCGGCAGCCGCAGUCACUCAGGAAGCCGCUCCAGCAGCCCAACACAGGCCCAAACCAAGGAGCCCAGCACUGUGGACAGAACCAUACAAGAAGGUGAGGCAGCGAGACGUCCAGAAGAGGGCAGCAGCAGCCAGCAGCAGUCUGGUCCUGAGGCAACAGACUAA